AUGUCUGCGGACGAGAGAGUGCGUCCGACAAAACUGAAAUUCAAGGGGGAGAAGACGAAGAAGAAGCGUAAACGAGAGGACGGGGAUGAGGGCUCCAGCAGCCGGCGUCGACGAAAGGAGGACGAGGAGAGCCCCGAGACAUGGGUCCUCCCUGAGCAAGCUAUGGAAAUCCGUGGUCCGACCUUCAUCACGCAUCCUUCUGACCCUUCACCUAUCUGCAUCACGUACGAUUCCACUCGCGGGCGAAUUGUGCUUCAUUCGCUGGACAAGGACAAGACAGAGGAUGCAGCAGAGCCGGUGAGCAUCCUACAGCGCACUCCUACCGAGGUCGCGCAGGUGUGGGUGACAACGCGGGUUGCCGGCUCUCUCACUAUAAAUCUGCGGACUGGAACGGGAGAAGGCAAAUUCCUGUCUUGCGACAAGCAUGGGCUGGUGUCUGCAGACAGAGAAGCUCGUGGGCCCCAGGAGGAGUGGACACCCGUUGUGUUCCCGGAUGGGAUGGUAGCGUUUCAGAACAUCUACGAGAAAUAUCUGGCCGUUGAUGAAGUUGCUGGAGGCACGCUAGCUCUGCGCGGGGACAGCGACGAAGUGGGCUUUGCGGAGCGUUUCUGGGUCAAGAUCCAGAGCAAAUACAAAAGGGAAGCGCACGAGGAAGAGAAGAAGAAGGAGGGCGUGAUGGAUGAAGGCAACGUAGACGAGGCUGGUACAAAUAAAAUGUUUCAGGCUUGGGGUGCCGGGAGAUCUGUCACUUCCGCAGAAGACAAGAAAGAGCUGAAACGCGCUAAGAAAGAGGGGCGGCUUGCCGAGGCAAUGUUAGACCGCCGUGCGAAGUUGAAGAGGUAA
Molecule: messenger RNA, 843 nt
Organism: Rhodofomes roseus
Lineage: Eukaryota; Fungi; Basidiomycota; Agaricomycetes; Polyporales; Fomitopsidaceae
Product: FRG1-like family-domain-containing protein
Exons: 3
Coding region: 1-843 (280 amino acids)
Cellular component (GO): catalytic step 2 spliceosome; nucleolus; striated muscle dense body
Molecular function (GO): actin filament binding
Source: RefSeq, a predicted model, not a curated record